UGAACAACCCGAGCUCUGCUCGCCCGGUGCUGCGUGAGCCGGGCUGCUCGUGACCAUGGGGAACGGCCUCUUUGCAAACUGCUGCAGGCAAGUCACCGACCUCAUCUUCCAGACACACAGCUCCAGCUCUGCCGAUGAGAGGGCUCCGCUCUUACCAAAGCCUCCCAUGGGCUGUGCCGCCGGCCCGGACGUGCCAGAAGCUGCCCCGUGUGCUGGGCUCUAUCCAGACAUCAUCCCCAGCGAGGUGGUGACUGGAAGCCUCCCGAAGUGCACCCAGUAUAUCCAAGACCUGCCCGAAGCCAAGGGUGAAGAAGGAGCAGUGAUGGUGUGUGAUAAGAGCUCUCGGAGAGCCGUGGCCGGCCUGCUCCAGCAGGCAGAGGCAUCCCGUGCGGUGGCUGUCCUUCCAGCCGACCUUGGGGAAGGGCCGCCGGGGCUGCUGGAUCAUGCUCAGUUGCUUGAGGCCUGCCAGAGCUGCGUGAAACUUGAGGACAGCAGCUUAGCCCCUAGAUCCUGCCGCCAGGAGAAGCACGUGGCAGCAGCUGAUGGGGGGGAUGCGGCCCCUGGAGCACGUCCCGCCGGCCAGGGCCACGGUGAGGGACGAGCAGCCUUGAGCUCGGACACAGCUUCAGGGGGCUUGGGCAGCGUGCUGGGACACAGAGGUGCUGCUCUGCCUGCGAGCAUGGGGAGCACCCCACCGGCACAAAGGACACCGCGCCGGGGGGGCCGGGCAGCACAACCCUCAUCCAAGGCUCGGGACGCAAGUACUGGUUUUGUAGUGAUGGACCCUGCUGCCUGCCCCAGCGACAGGUCAGGCUCUGACCCUGACCCGCAGGCACUGCCCCUCAAGCAGCUGCAGCAGAAGAAGAAGAGGAAGAAAAAGAAGCUCCCAUUCCUAGAGCACCCGUCUGGCAUGGCACUGAUGAAUGGCAGUGGCCCGCACGAGAGCCUCAAGGGUGAGAAGGAUGCCAGGCAGAAUGGCCACGAGGAGGCUGACGCAGGAGAAGAUGGGAACGACCAGGAGGUCAUUGUCAUACAGGACACAGGAUUUACCGUCAAGAUCUGUGCACCCACCAUAGAGCCCUUUUCCCUGCAGGUGUCUCCUCAAGAGAUGGUGCAGGAGAUCCACCAAGUUCUGAUGGACCGCGAGGACACCUGCCAUCGGACGUGCUUCUCUCUGCAGCUGGAUGGCAACGUCCUCGAUAACUUCGCUGAGCUGAAGACGAUUGAGGGGCUGCAGGAGGGCUCGCUGCUCAAAGUGGUGGAAGAGCCAUACACAGUGCGAGAAGCCAGGAUACACGUGCGUCACAUCCGGGACCUUCUGAAGAGUCUUGACCCAUCAGAUGCCUUUAAUGGUGUGGACUGUAAUUCACUGUCCUUCCUGAGCGUCUUCACUGAAGGAGACCUGGGAGACAGUGGAAAACGAAAGAAGAAAGGUACUGAAAUGGAACAAAUUGACUGCACCCCUCCUGAGCAUAUCCUGCCAGGUAGCAAAGAGAGACCCUUGUGUGCCCUUCAGCCCCAGAACAGAGACUGGAAGCCUUUACAGUGCCUAAAGGUAUUGACAAUGAGUGGCUGGAACCCACCACCCGGUAACCGGAAAAUGCAUGGGGACCUCAUGUACUUGUACGUCAUCACGGUGGAGGAUCGGCACGUCAGCAUCACUGCGUCCACCCGGGGAUUUUACUUGAAUCAGUCUACUGCAUACAACUUCAAUCCCAAACCUGCAAACCCCAGUUUUCUCAGUCAUUCCUUGGUGGAACUACUUAACCAGAUCAGCCCUACCUUCAAAAAAAACUUCUCUGCUCUGCAGAAGAAACGGGUUCAGAGACACCCUUUCGAGAGGAUAGCCACUCCUUUCCAAGUGUACAGCUGGACGGCUCCGCAAGCGGAACACGCCAUGGACUGUGUCCGGGCAGAAGAUGCUUACACCUCUAGACUGGGCUAUGAAGAGCACAUACCUGGACAGACCAGAGACUGGAACGAGGAGCUGCAGACCACGCGGGAGCUGCCGCGCAAGAACCUGCCCGAGAGGCUGCUCAGAGAGCGAGCCAUCUUCAAGGUUCACAGCGACUUCACUGCAGCAGCAACAAGAGGUGCUAUGGCUGUCAUUGAUGGCAAUGUCAUGGCCAUCAACCCCAGUGAAGAGACCAAGAUGCAGAUGUUCAUCUGGAACAACAUUUUCUUCAGCCUGGGCUUUGAUGUCCGUGACCACUACAAGGACUUUGGUGGAGAUGUUGCUGCUUACGUAGCUCCUACCAAUGAUCUCAAUGGUGUGCGGACCUAUAAUGCUGUGGAUGUAGAAGGGCUGUACACGCUGGGGACUGUAGUGGUGGAUUACAGAGGUUACAGGGUGACAGCUCAGUCUAUCAUUCCUGGCAUCUUGGAACGGGAGCAGGAACAGAGUGUAAUCUAUGGGUCAAUAGACUUCGGCAAGACCGUUGUUUCACACCCCAAGUACCUGGAGCUGCUGGAGAAGACCAGCAGGCCACUUAAGAUCCAGAAGCACAAAGUCCUCAACGACAAGAAUGAGGAGGUGGAGCUGUGCUCCUCAGUGGAGUGCAAAGGCAUUAUUGGCAAUGAUGGGCGUCACUACAUCCUGGACCUGCUCCGCACUUUCCCUCCAGAUCUAAACUUCCUGCCUGUUGAAGGGGAGGAGAUGCCAGAGGAAUGUAAGAAAAUGGGGUUCCCCAAGCAGCACAGACACAAACUUUGCUGUCUCCGGCAAGAGCUUGUUGAUGCCUUUGUAGAACACAGGUAUCUGUUAUUCAUGAAGCUGGCUGCACUGCAGCUGAUGCAGCAGAAGGCCAACAAGCAGGAGAGCUCGAGUACACUGGAAAAUGGUGCCUCUCCAGAGAAUGGAAGUGCAGACAGCGAGAAGGCUGAGUCAGAGGACGGUAAAAUAGAUGAUAACGUGACUGGACUUGAUCAGGUGAAAGAGCUUGCUGAGACCAUUGCAUCGGAUGAUGGAGCAGUGGAUCCCAAGAGCCGAGAAGUGAUUCGGAACGCUUGCAAGGCUGUGGGCUCCAUUAGUGACACAUCAUUUGACAUUCGGUUCAACCCAGAUAUUUUCUCACCAGGUGUUCGCUUCCCGGAGUCCAGCAAAGAGGAGGUGCAGGAUCAGAAGCAGCUGCUGAAGGAUGCUGCUGCCUUCUUGCUGUCGUGCCAGAUCCCAGGUUUGGUCAAAGACUGCCUGGAUCACACGGUGCUCCCCAUGGACGGGGCCACCCUCGCAGAGGCCAUGCACCAGAGGGGCAUCAACAUGCGUUACCUGGGCAAGGUGAUCAGCUUCAUCACCAAGACCCCUGGCCGUGCUCAGCUGGAUCACAUCUAUAAAAUAGGAAUCAGUGAAUUGAUCACGCGAUCGGCCAAACACAUCUUCAAGACGUACCUCCAGGGCGUGGAGCUGUCGGGGUUAUCAGCUGCCAUCAGCCACUUCCUCAACUGCUUUCUAAGCUCCUUCCCGAAUCCCAUCGCCCAUCUCCCAGCUGAUGAGCUGGUCUCCAAGAAAAAGAACAAGAAAAGGAAAAACAGGAACCUUGGGAAUGCUGAUAACACCGCCUGGGCCAGCAUGACCCCUCAGGAGCUUUGGAAGAACAUCUGUUCAGAAGCAAAGAACUACUUUGACUUUAGUCUGGAAUGUGAGAAUGCUGACCAGGCCGCUGAGGUGUAUAACCUGCAGAAAAUCACCCUGCUUCGGGAAAUCUCCCUCAAAACUGGAGUCCAGAUCCUGCUGAAGGAGUACAACUUUGACAACAGGCACAAGCCCACCUUCACAGAAGAGGACAUUCUCAACAUCUUCCCUGUAGUGAAGCACGUGAACCCCAAAGCCUCAGAUGCUUUCCACUUCUUCCAGAGCGGGCAAGCAAAGGUUCAGCAAGGUUUCCUGAAGGAGGGCUGUGAGCUCAUCAACGAAGCCUUAAACCUGUUCAACAAUGUGUAUGGUGCUAUGCAUGUAGAAAUCUGUGCCUGCCUGAGGCUGCUGGCUCGUCUCAACUAUAUCAUGGGAGAUUAUUCAGAGGCCUUAAGUAACCAGCAGAAAGCGGUGCUGAUGAGCGAGAGGGUCCUGGGCAUCGAACACCCCAACACGAUCCAGGAAUACAUGCACCUUGCUCUGUACUGCUUCGCAAACAGCCAGCUCUCCACGGCACUGAACCUGCUGUACCGCGCGCGCUACCUCAUGCUGCUGGUAUUCGGGGAGGAUCACCCAGAAAUGGCACUCUUGGAUAACAACAUUGGGCUGGUGCUGCACGGGGUGAUGGAGUACGACCUCUCCCUCCGCUUCCUGGAGAACGCGCUGGCCAUCAGCUCCAAGUACCACGGCUCCAAGUCUUUGAAGGUUGCACUGAGCCACCACUUGGUAGCCCGAGUGUACGAGAGCAAGGCCGAGUUCCGGUCAGCCCUGCAGCACGAGAAGGAAGGUUACACCAUCUACAAGAACCAGCUUGGAGAACACCAUGAAAAGACCAAAGAGAGCUCCGAGUACUUGAAAUACCUGACUCAGCAAGCAGUCGCUCUGCAACGCACAAUGAACGAGAUCUACAAGAACGGCUCCAAUGCCAACAUCAUGCCUCUUAAGUUCACAGCUCCCAGCAUGGCCAGUGUCCUGGAGCAGCUCAACAUUAUCAACGGCAUUCUCUUCAUUCCACUAAGCCAAAAAGACUUGGAGAACCUUAAAGCCGAGGUGCAGCGGCGCCAGCAGCUCCAGGACAGCAUCAAAGGCGGUGAGCAGCUGGACCCCGAGGACAAAGCCGUGGAGGAGGAGGCUGAGCCGCGCAUGCCUUCCGCUGCCAUCCCCCUAACACAGAGCUCUGCUUAAUGUGUACCUCGCUUUAAAACAAGUUUAAACCACCCUUUUCUGAGGCUGCGCCAGGCCCCGGGCCGCCCCGGAGCAGCUCCUCCUUUUUGACAAUGUUAUUGCACUGGUACAAUUAAUACACAAUGCAAAGAACUAAUCUGAGAAAUGUAAUGUGUCUGGCUGAGCUUGUGGCUGCCGCGGGCGCCGAGCCCCGCGUCGUGUCGUGUGUGUGCACAGAGCAUCACUUCUUUCUACUUUGUACAUAUGAAUUCCAAUGAACUGUCUGGAGGUAUGUACCAUUUCUCAGGUCAUUUUUAUGUUGACUACGGACACUGCUUUGCUAAACCAGUAUAAAACCAGCCCCAGGCCAGGAGGUUUGUUUGGCCCCGCCCCCCCCCCCCCCCCAACACUGCCCCAGUCUGUGCUAUAAGGAAAACCAAGCAGCCAUAGUCCUAGUGCUGGGUACCGCCUGCGGGAGGGGAUGUACAGCGUUUUCUACAUCAGGAUAUAGCCAUGGGAUUCCUUUAACCAUUCUUUUUUUCUACUUUUGGUUGGCAGUUUGGCAAUUCAGUGGGUUUUGUAACAUUCACAUUCUAAUUUUCAAGGUAAAGAUAUAGACAGAGAUUAUAUCUAUAGAUCUAUAUAUAUAUAUAUAUGAGAUACUCACUGUUCCACUUCUGCUCUGCUUGCAGCUGAGUAACUUGGGAUUCUGUAUCCAAAGAGAGAGGGCUUGAUGUUAAAUAAAGCGCACAAACUUCCAGUGA
Molecule: messenger RNA, 5559 nt
Organism: Pezoporus occidentalis (night parrot)
Lineage: Eukaryota; Metazoa; Chordata; Aves; Psittaciformes; Psittacidae
Gene: CLUH
Product: clustered mitochondria homolog
Exons: 26
Coding region: 56-4816 (1586 amino acids)
Biological process (GO): intracellular distribution of mitochondria
Cellular component (GO): cytoplasm
Molecular function (GO): protein binding; mRNA binding
Source: RefSeq, a predicted model, not a curated record